Ziziphus jujuba (common jujube) is the source of this 2070-nucleotide messenger RNA. RefSeq names its product polyamine oxidase 1. The record is from RefSeq and is a predicted model, not a curated record. The transcript is spliced from 10 exons. Gene Ontology annotation, molecular function: polyamine oxidase activity. Bases 148 to 1638 code for a protein of 496 amino acids. Gene Ontology annotation, biological process: polyamine catabolic process. Lineage: Eukaryota; Viridiplantae; Streptophyta; Magnoliopsida; Rosales; Rhamnaceae.
UAAAAAAAAAAACUAUAUAAACCGACUCCCGCUAUUUCUGCAUCUCUUGCAAAACUCAUAAACGAACUCUCUCUCUUUUUUCCUGUUCUUCUUCUUCCUCUGUUUCUCUCUCUCUUUCUCUCUUUUUCUUUUUCUUGGCGCACUUUGAUGGAAUCCCCUUCUCGUUGCUCCGUCAUCAUCAUCGGCGCUGGUGUUUCUGGUAUUUCGACGGCCAAGGUAUUGGCCGAGAACGGCGUAGAGGACAUAACAAUUUUAGAAGCUUCGGACCGUAUCGGUGGGAGAAUCAGGAAAGAAGGUUUCGGUGGCUUUUCGGUGGAACUCGGAGCCGGUUGGAUCGCUGGAGUAGGUGGAAAAGAGUCGAAUCCGGUUUGGGAACUCGCCGAUAAAUCCGGACUCCGUACAUGUUUCUCCGAUUAUAGUAAUGCUCGCUAUAAUAUCUAUGAUAAAAGCGGGAAAAUUUUUCCGAGUGGAAUAGCGGCUGACUCGUACAAAAAGGCAGUGGAAUCGGCGAUUCAGAAGCUGAGGAAUGAUGAGGCAAAUCCUUGUGGUGGCGACUUAUCCAAAGGAACCGAACCGCCUUCCAUGCCCAAAACGCCUAUGGAGCUCGCCAUUGACUUCGUACUGCACGAUUUUGAGAUGGCAGAGGUUGAACCCAUAUCUACUUACUUGGAUUUUGGAGAGCGAGAAUUUUUAGUUGCUGAUGAAAGAGGGUAUGAAUUUUUGCUCUACAAAAUGGCUGCAGAUUUCUUGUUUACCUCUGAAGGAAAAAUCUUGGAUAGCCGUCUCAAACUCAACAAGGUUGUUCGGGAAUUACAGCACUCGAGAAACGGCGUUACGGUAAAAACGGAGGAUGGUUCCGUUUACGAGGCAAGUUACGUGAUUUCUUCCGUCAGCAUUGGCGUUCUCAAAAGCCAACUAAUUUCCUUCAAUCCUCCUUUGCCCAAAUGGAAAACGGAUGCGAUAGAGAAAUGUGAUGUGAUGGUGUAUACAAAGAUCUUUCUUAAGUUUCCAUAUAAGUUCUGGCCAUGUGGCCCCGGAAAGGAGUUCUUCCUCUAUGCCCAUGAGAGGAGAGGCUACUACACGUUUUGGCAGCACAUGGAGAACGCAUACCCUGGAUCCAAUAUCCUGGUUGUGACGUUGACAAAUGGGGAAUCUAAGCGUGUGGAAGGUCAGCCUGAUGGAGAUACAUUGAAAGAAGCCAUGGGGGUGUUAAGGGACAUGUUCGGGCCCAACAUUCCUGAUGCUACUGAUAUACUUGUGCCUCGUUGGUGGAACAACAGGUUCCAAUGUGGCAGCUAUAGCAACUAUCCCAUAAUCUCUAAUGACGAUGUUGUUCAGAAUAUCAAGGCUCCCGUUGGACGCAUAUUCUUUACCGGAGAACACACAAGUGUAAGAUUUAAUGGCUAUGUCCAUGGCGGAUACCUUGCAGGUAUUGACACCGGUAAGGCUUUAUUAGAAGAGAUGGAAAAGGAAAAGAAGGAGAUGGAAAGAAAAAGCGACAAUCAGACAUUUUUAUUAGAACCUUUGCUUGCAUUAACUCUAACUCAGACAGAAGCAGUAUCAAAUCUCCACAAAUGUGAAAUUCCUACACAGCUAUAUCUUAGUAGCAAGAUCGGCAUUCAAGAAGCGAUAUUAUGACUAGAAGAACCUCUAGACUAUUCUCACUUUGCACAAGUCGAAAAUAUGACCAUCGAAGUUGAAAACAUGACCAUUAGGAAAGAUGGCAAGAAGGAUUUGGAUCUAAAUUACGAUCUGAAUCCUGUCUGAGCUCUUCGAUUCCAUCCAUAAUUUAGAAUGAAAGUUUGGAUUAUAGGAGCAGAGAAUAGGGGAAAAACAUGUGGUGGAAAGGUGCACAGUUUUUUCCUAACAGUUACAAAUGUUUCAUUCGAGUUAAAAGGAGUACUUCCAUGGAGGUCCUGGUUUGGGAUGUUGGAGUAAAUUGGUUGGCAAUGCAUAAUCAAAAUCAAGUUCAUUGUUGGAAGAAAUUGGAAAUACUAAGGUAUCGAGUACUUGGGUUCCAAUUGUAUUAGAACUUCAUUAAUGAAUGAUAAAACUCUCUUUUCUUAUUUA